AUGAUUAUUUAUGUGUUUUUACUAAGUUUUAACUUUUUUUUAGUGUUAAAUCGGUUAAUUGUGAUCUCCGGGCCAUCGGGAUCAGGGAAAUCAACUUUAAUUCGUCGUUUAUUCUCUGAUCAUCCAAGAUGCUUUGGUUUUUCUGUUUCUCAUACGACUCGUCUGCCACGGGCAACUGAGAAAGAUGGUGUACAUUAUCAUUUUAUAACGAGUGAACGUUUUUCUCAGCUAGUAUCAGAAGGAGCGUUUAUUGAACAUGCUGUUUUCUCUGGGAAUAUGUAUGGUACAACAAUUAAAGCAGUUGAAGAUGUGAUGGCCAAGGGCUAUACAUGUAUUAUGGAUAUUGACAUUCAGGGUGCUCAAUCAAUGAAACGAGCGCCGAUGCAUGCAAAAUAUGUAUUUAUAGCACCGCCUGAUUUGAUUGUUCUUGAGAAAAGACUGAGAAGAAGAGGUACUGAUACAGAAGAGAGCAUACGAGAACGGCUAGCAAGAGCAGCUCUUGAAUUAGAGUAUGCAAAAACACCGGGAUCUUAUGAUUUGGUAUUAGUGAAUGAUGAUUUAGAUGAGACGUAUAAAAAGCUGGAGAAAUUUUGUUUGGAAGAGAUACCUUGA
Messenger RNA from Pneumocystis jirovecii RU7, 612 nucleotides. Its product is annotated as guanylate kinase. The transcript has 4 exons. NCBI's taxonomy places the organism in Eukaryota, Fungi, Ascomycota, Pneumocystomycetes, Pneumocystales, Pneumocystaceae. The coding region runs from base 1 to 612 and encodes 203 amino acids. The record is from RefSeq and is a predicted model, not a curated record. Gene Ontology annotation, molecular function: GMP kinase activity. Gene Ontology annotation, cellular component: cytosol. Gene Ontology annotation, biological process: purine nucleotide metabolic process.